AUGGAUGCUUGCGGCGUCCGUCGCAAGGAUACCUCCAAGGGUCCGCCGCUGCGUGUGCUUUCUCUUGAUGGCGGAGGCGUGCGCGGUUACUCUAUGCUCAUUAUUGUACAGGAACUCAUGCACAGAACCUUUGUCGAAAUUGAGGGCCGAGCCCCGCGACGUCACGAGAUUCCAAAGCCUUGCGACCAUUUUGACCUCAUCGUUGGCACCGGAACUGGCGGCCUGAUCGCCCUGAUGCUUGGUCGACUGCGCCUAGACCUGGAAACUUGCAAGGAGCUAUAUGUGCGGAUGACGAGGGUCGUCUUUGAGACCGACAAGACUAUCGCUGGCAUCCCCUACCGGUCGACGCUUUUCAAAGCUAGCAAGCUGGAGGAGGCGAUACAGCAGGCUGUGCAAGAACACACCAUCUACGAGAGGGAAGGAAAUGAUGGUCAAGAAGCACCCGAUCUUGUCAGUCCUCUCAACGCUGCGCUAUACUCGAGCGCUGCGCCUCGGCGUAACCUCAGUAACGCCAGUACCGUCAGCUUCAGUGCUCGUAGCCCAUCGUCCCAAAUGGCGUCGCGACCCGCCUUCAACUCACGAUACGGAAACCCGCAUGCAAGGCUAUAUGACGCGCGAGAAACGCGAACCAAAACUGCUGUAACUGCCGUCUACCAAGGAUCUCCACGCAAUGCACCACCAGCCAUGUUGCGCUCAUACGACUCACGACGCGAGCCGCCACCCGAAUUCGAUUGCAAGAUUUGGCAAGCUGGUCGGGCGACCAGCGCCAUUGGCUUGGCAUUCAAACCCGUGCGCAUUGGCCAAUCUAUUUUCCACGAUGACGGCGCCGGAACCUUCAACCCAGCGCCUGACGCAUUGGAUGAAGCCGUGGUCAACGAGUGGCCAGGUCGCGAGGUUGGAGUCUUUGUUAGUGUUGGCACUGGGCGGCGGCCGAAGUCGAGUGACUCGAAUCAAACCCUGUGGUAUGAAGGGUUUCUCGGAGAGUUUGCGGAAGCACGAAGGCGACUCAUUUCGAAAAUCGAAGGAUGCGAAAAGAUUCACGAGUACAUGGUACGGGAGCACCUUGCCAAGAGAGGUGUCAAUGUCGAAAAUUAUUAUCGCCUGAACGUUGAGGUGGGUGUCGGCGAAUUUGGUAUGAAUGAAUGGCACAGGCUAGGAGAUAUCAGCAUUAGCACACGACGGUACAUGGCUCGCGAAGCGGAGCAGAAGAUGAUCCAUAGCAUCACAAGCAAAUUGGCCAAGAUUUUCAAGGCGAAAAUCAGAUGGGAGCGAGCUCAGCAAGGCAUUCCGGAAAUUGUCAAGUCCACGUCGGCAAUCAACUUCGACAUGCCGCUUGCCAUAGAGUUGCCCGGAGACGAACCGGCAGCUCCCCUCAGUCCGCCUAGCCGCUCAUCCUUCGACUCUGUUCCUGACAGUCUGCAAGUUGGCUCGAAUCAGCUAGGAUCUCCACGUAGUUCACACGAUCGAGUCCAUCCGAGCACAGGCAGCACUCGACCAGGGCAAGCAUCGCCUAUUCCGGAUGACCCUGAUCGCCUCGUGCUAUCAUCGCCAUCCCCGAUUCAAUACCAAAACGCCUCAGACUCGGACAAGAUUGUCAUUUUGAGUCCAGACGAGCAUGCCCGACUUCUACCACAGCAAUUCACCGUCCCUCUAACCCGAAUUGAGCCUCCUCCUCUGCCGCCCAAGACUCCGCUGCCAGGUAGCAAUAGGCAUCAUCCGCCACAGCCACCAAUAGCGCGGAUAUCAUCCGCGUCUAUCCCACCAUAUCCCGUGGACGACGAUGAACCACCGCCUCCUGUGAACAUGGCUCGAAAACCUGAAUACCGAUCGCGCUAG
Molecule: messenger RNA, 1836 nt
Organism: Metarhizium album ARSEF 1941
Lineage: Eukaryota; Fungi; Ascomycota; Sordariomycetes; Hypocreales; Clavicipitaceae
Product: Patatin-like serine hydrolase
Exons: 3
Coding region: 1-1836 (611 amino acids)
Biological process (GO): arachidonate metabolic process
Cellular component (GO): membrane
Source: RefSeq, a predicted model, not a curated record